CCCCGGCCUCUCAGGACCCGGCAGGAGGGCUAUGGCCGGGAGUGGGCGGCUGGCGCUGCGGACGCUGCCUGGGUCUGGCUGGGUACGGGGCUCGUGCCCCGCGGUGCUGAGUCGUCUGCAGGAUGCGGCCGUGGUGCGGCCUGGCUUCCUGAGCAAGGGAGAGGAGGAGACGUUGAGCCGCGAGCUGGAACCCGAGCUGCGCCGUCGCCGCUACGAAUACGAUCACUGGGACGCGCUCUCUGUACAGGCCAUCCACGGCUUCCGGGAGACAGAGAAGUCCCGCUGGUCUGAAGCAAGCAGAGCUAUUUUGCAGCGAGUACAGUCAGCUGCUUUUGGCCCUGGCCAGACUCUCCUGUCCCCUGUGCACGUGCUGGACCUGGAGCCUCGGGGUUACAUCAAGCCCCACGUGGACAGUGUCAAGUUCUGUGGGGCCACCAUCGCUGGCCUGUCCUUACUGUCCCCCAGUGUCAUGCGGCUGGUGCAUACUCAGGAGCCAGGGCAGUGGCUGGAACUUUUGCUGGAGCCAGGCUCUCUCUACAUCCUAAGGGGUGUGGCCCGUUAUGACUUCUCCCACGAGAUCCUCCGGGAUGAAGAGUCCUUUUUUGGGGAGCGCCGCAUUCCCCGGGGCCGACGCAUCUCUGUGAUCUGCCGCUCCCUCCCUGAGGCCACAGGACCAGGACAGCCACCUCCAGCCUGCUGAUAGCCAGGCUGGUCCCCAGCUUCUCCCACAUAUUAGACUUUUGGAUGAAGCUGCAGAAGGAACAGCCCAGCCAUCCCCCACCAGCUGCCUGCGGGACCCAGGGCCUGCACGGGGCAGCCUCUGCCCACCUCGUGCCAUGGUGGCUGGUCAGGGCACACACUGGCACACAGUCACAAGGCCAGGAGAGCAGGUUCUUUAUUACACUCAUUGCCAGUGCCCCAGUCCACCAAUCCUUCCUUCUAGUCUUCUCCGCAUCCAGGUCUCCAAUAAAUACUAGCCAAGUGAGGUCUUCAA
Messenger RNA from Perognathus longimembris pacificus (Pacific pocket mouse), 994 nucleotides. It is a transcript of the gene Alkbh7, whose product is annotated as alkB homolog 7. Bases 32 to 700 code for a protein of 222 amino acids. Gene Ontology annotation, biological process: DNA damage response; fatty acid metabolic process. NCBI's taxonomy places the organism in Eukaryota, Metazoa, Chordata, Mammalia, Rodentia, Heteromyidae. The record is from RefSeq and is a predicted model, not a curated record. Gene Ontology annotation, cellular component: mitochondrial matrix. The transcript has 4 exons.